GAUUAGUUAAUUGUUGUUCUCUUUUGCACUUGAUGUAACCAAUAUGUUCUUAAUCAAGUGAUUUUCUCCAUAAAGAGUAAUACAACGAACCCAAGAUAACCUAAAUUUUAUCGAUUAGAUGAAAUGAAAUGGAUUCGUUGUUGACAAAGUUGAUGGAAUCACUGGGAAUUUCCCUUAAUUGUUUUUAAUUAGAGUUAAUUGUGUGGUAAUCUAAUCUUGAUUGUUAAAUUUAAUUCCGUUUAAUUUUUUGCUUCCAUUACUAUUUCUUUGCACACGAAAUAUUCAUUUUUUGCUCUCGACCAACAAUUUUUUAUACUACUUAAGAUGCGACCCGAACAAUUUAGGAACCAUCAUCGAUUUUAUUACUCCUACCAAGUGACCUGAACAAUAUUCUAAUAGUUAACUUUUACUAUCUCUCUCUCUCUCUUUCUGUGUUUUUAAUUGUUCGUUUUACUUUUAAUACGAAUUACUAAUCAUGUCUUCUGGUGGCGGAUGUUGUGCUAGACCUUCAAGUGAACCUGAGAAAACUACUGGUGGUGGUUGUCGAUGUGGUUCCAAUUGUAAUUGUUGCGCUGAUUGUCCUGGAUCCAAGUGUGGACCUGAUUGUACUUGUGAUCCAUGUCGAUGUUGUCCCGCUGGUAAAUCAGGAUCAGGAAGUUGCGAUUGUUGCAAAUGCUGUGGUGGUUCAGGUUGUAAAUCUGGUGACAAUUGUAAUUGUUGCAAAUGUUGUCCAUCAUCAAAGUGUCGUAGAGGAUAAUCAACGAGCCCAAUCCAAACAACAACAAUUAACCAUAACUUGAUUUAAAGUCAUGUUAUCAAUAAUUAAAAUCAAAAAAGUCUUCCAACUCUAGAGUAGUUUAAAUUGUUAAUCUUUCAAUUGACUCAUCAAUUGAUUGUUCUAUUGCUUUUCUUCAGUGUAUUCCCUUUAUUCAUACAGUAUAAAUCAUUUUCACAAUUGUAAUUGUCCAAUUUAAUUACAUAAAUCAACUGAAAAAAGUGAUUAAUUGAACAACAAAAAACAAACGUGAACUGAUUAAAAUAAAUCUAUUGCAUAUAAUAA
Messenger RNA from Panonychus citri (citrus red mite), 1060 nucleotides. RefSeq names its product keratin-associated protein 5-4-like. NCBI's taxonomy places the organism in Eukaryota, Metazoa, Arthropoda, Arachnida, Trombidiformes, Tetranychidae. Bases 476 to 757 code for a protein of 93 amino acids. The record is from RefSeq and is a predicted model, not a curated record. The transcript has 2 exons.